AUGGCAAGACUAAAUAACACGCUUAUUGUCUACAAACGUAAACCCUACAAACCGGUUCCGAGUUUGGUUGCCGCACACCGACGAAAUACGCUCGAGUCAAGGAAGGGGAAUGGAAUGGAGAUUGGCGGAGUUGCAAAGAAGGGCAAACAAGCUACUACACCGGGAGAGAAUUCUGUGCAAAAGCCCUCUGAAACAGCCAGUCAACUGAACAGCAUGGUUGGUCCGAGGGCACUGGUUGCGCAAAUGGUUGCGAGCACAGCGGAUGGAGAGGAAACCAAUAAGAGUUCGACAGUGCAAGUAAUGGCUGAACCCAAAGCUCAUGUAGAGGAAAGAGCGGAUGGCGAGGGAGAUGAUCAGAAGGACAAAAAAGAUAACGAAGCUGGAGGUCAGCACAAGCCUCAACAAGAAGUGGCACUUCCAAAUUCGUUGCAGUCUCGAGGACCAUCAACGCCGGCUAAGAAAGCAUUUGCGAAGAAGACUGCCGAGUUACAAAAUUCGCGACUUCGCCAAGAGAAAAGAACGCCGCUCAGUAGGAUGAAAAAGGCACAACAAUCAACUCCGUUCAAUAAAGCAGGAUCGACAGAGGAUGUAACAGCAAAAAGAGAUACUCCUCGCAGCGGAGGAAGUCGAAGAAAGCUGGCUGAUGCAAUGCUAACAACCGGUGAAGAAGCUGAAGUUGUAGCUUCAGCAAAGAAGCCAAAGCCUAGCAGCAAUCUAAGUAGCAAUCUAAAAGCUUCAGCCGAGGUACUCGCUCCUGUCGAACAAACCAAGGAACCCACUCCUGUAGCCGAACAACCAAGGGCACCUACUCCUGUAGUCGAACAAGCCAAAGGACUCACUUCUAUAGUCGAACAGGCCGAAGAUGAGAAUGUUUCAGAGGAAGAAAAUGUGACCGAGACUAUAGCUAAAAACUCUUAUCAACCGGUCGUAGUGCACCAAUCUCGGUUGGAUGGCGAGAAUAAUCAGCAAUGGCUUAUAGAGUGGAAAGGAUAUCCAAAACAAAAAGAUUGGACUUGGGAGUCAGUUGAGAUGUUGCGGGAGGAUUGCCCAGAAUGGGUCGAGGAAAAGGAGAAUGGUUCGUUAAAUGGAGACGCUGAUGUUCACGAAGUCGAGGCAAUUCUGGACAAGCGGAAGUUUAGGGGCAAGGUUCAAUACCGUGUGAAGUGGGAGGGUUGGGAAGCCAAUUACAAUACAUGGGAACCUGCGGAAAUGUUAGAAUAUGAUGUCCCGUACAUGGUGGAGGAUUUUGAAAAGGAGCUAAAGAAGACCGAGAAGAAACGAAGUGCAGGAGAAGCAGAUAUGGAUGCAGAGCUACCUGUGGCAAGGAAAAGAGGCCGACCUAGAAAGUGA
Botrytis byssoidea is the source of this 1350-nucleotide messenger RNA. RefSeq lists its product as uncharacterized. Gene Ontology annotation, cellular component: pericentric heterochromatin. Gene Ontology annotation, molecular function: chromatin binding. The transcript has a single exon. Bases 1 to 1350 code for a protein of 449 amino acids. NCBI's taxonomy places the organism in Eukaryota, Fungi, Ascomycota, Leotiomycetes, Helotiales, Sclerotiniaceae. The record is from RefSeq and is a predicted model, not a curated record. Gene Ontology annotation, biological process: negative regulation of transcription by RNA polymerase II; chromatin organization.